AUGGUAGAAGAUGAAAAGAAAGAACCUAAACAAACUGAAAAUAAAACGUGGAUUGUAGUAAAAAGUGUUUUGGCAAAUGAGGUAUUUUGGGGAAUAGUGGCAUUAUUAUGUUGUAUAUUUGUUAUAUUCGUUAUUUGGUUAGUGGAACGACCGAUUAAUUGGAAAGCAUUUUUGGAUCCUAUACACGAGCAACAUGCAUUUAUAAUUAUUGCAGGAAUAUUUGCCUGUAUAUCGUCUAGCAUGACACUAUAUCAAGUUCUUGACCAUUAUCGACACUACGUUCAUAAACCAUCACAAAAACGUAUUAUUAGAAUAUUAUUUAUGGUACCUAUUUAUGCAUUAACAGCAUGGUUUGCAAUUGCAUUUAUGGAGUCAGCACUAUACAUGGAUUUUGCUGAAUCAUGUUACGAAGCCUACGUUAUUUAUUGUUUUGUAAUUUUGUUAACAAAGUAUUUAGGUGGCCAUCGAGGUGUUGUAGCAGUAAUAUGUCAAAAAGAAAAAUUUAAAUUAGUUUUUCCACUUUGUUGUUUACCACCUGUUAAUGCAACACCCAAAUGGGUAUGGUAUAUUAAAUGGGGUAUAUUGCAGUAUACUUGGUUAGCGCCAGUGACAACUGGUGUUGCUGUAGUCGCUAAUCAAGUCGGUGCUUAUGAUGUUGGGCACUGGUCAUUUACAAAUGUUUAUCCUUAUGUAGCAAUAAUUCGAAAUGUUAGUCAAGCUAUUGCAUUAUAUUUUUUAGUUUUACUGUAUACGGUAACAAAGGACGAAUUGAAACCAUUUAAACCUUUACCAAAAUUUCUUGCCAUUAAAUUUAUUGUCUUUUUCGUAUUCUGGCAAUCUGUUCUUAUAUCAGGAUUGGCAUUCAUUAAAAUAAUAAAAGUGUUACCAUGUGAUGCAGCGACAAAUCCGAAUUGUAAAGUAACAGUAACUGGUUUAAGUAUUGAACAACAAAAAAUUUUAAUGCAAAAUAUCUUAAUUUGUAUUGAAAUGUUUUUCUUUGCAAUAGCUCAUCAUUGGAUUUUCGGUGUGGAUUCUUAUGCUGAUGGAUCAUUAACAAAACUUAUGGAAUCAAGAUAUGUACAAAUUAAUGAUAAGCAUGAUGAAGAAGCAGAAGCAGAAGCAGUCGAUGACAAAGUACCACUUAAAACAUUUUUCUGA
Didymodactylos carnosus is the source of this 1158-nucleotide messenger RNA. Lineage: Eukaryota; Metazoa; Rotifera; Eurotatoria; Philodinida; Philodinidae. The record is from the annotation of a GenBank genome assembly.